AUGGCGGGUGUGGUUGUUUGGGCGUACAAAAAUAACAGAAAUCUAUGGACGGUUUACGAACCUCUUGUUUCUUGUGAGCUAGAGAGGCAGUAUUUGCUAAAUACUCAACAAAAUGUCAAUCUUGGAACUGUAUCUUCUAGUCUGUCAUGCUAUGAAGUCAGUUUUCUACAUAUGACGCAAACUAAUAUACCGUCAGGGUCAGUUAGAGAGGUGAAGAGGAUCAUGUGCAGCCACACAUCAGCUCUGGGACAAGGGGUGGUGUGGGAGUAUGAGGGGGACAAGCCCAACCAGUGGACGGUGUAUGACGUGGACACUCUGAACGUCAUUGAAGAUGGUUUUGUGAGGCAUAACCAGAUGAACAUGUCAGUUCUGGACUUGCAGCAGUCUCAUGUUCGUCUUCCUUACCUCAUCGACUUUGGUAGAAUGACACAGAUGAGAGUGGAAACAGGCAGGAUCCGACGUAUACAGCGGCGGCAGUUAGGUCAGACCUUCUCACCUUUAGCAACAUUCACAGCCGGCUUCUCUACACAACCAGCAUUACUUUCCUCAGCCCCAUCCUUGUCGUCAGCAUCAUUUGUUAAUUCCUAUGGGCAGUCAAACUGGCAACCCUCUCCAGCAGCCAUGAAAUCUCAGACAACAAAAAGUAAAAGCAGACACCACCCAUAUGCCCACACACCGGCCAGUGCGCCCGUGGUGAAUGGAGCUUUGAAUGGAUCAGGGGCCGCAGCAGGUCUGUCAUCACAGGUCCCACUACAGACACUUCAGCAACAGCUACAACAGCAGCAGCUGCAGUUACAACAGCCAGCGCAGAAUCCACCAGGUCCGGUGACUCGCAGGAGGCAUCACCAGACAUCCAGCACUCCUGUUUCUGCAACACUGCAGGCUCACUCUCACCUGCAACACCCUCAGAUGCAAGCGCACCCCUCCUUGCCACAGAUGUAUCCCGGUUCACAUCAGUCCUUCUAUCACCAGCCGCUUCAUCAACUUCACAUCCAAGGCUCGUACCAGCAUCUGUUCGGGAAUCUCCCAGUGUCUGGCUAUCAGUUCCCGACAUCCUCAGCACCGUUGUCUGUGACAUCAAUGGGCUUUAUGCCUCCCUUGGCACACCAGCAGAUACCCCGGCCGGCCUCCAACUCCUCGCUGUCUUCAUCGUCCUCGACGUCAUCAUCCAUGUCUGUGUCGGGCUCACAGGGAGCAGAGACGCUGCCAACGGUCUUCAAAGUGACAAUCUCCAAGAGCAAGAAAACCAAAGGCAAGACCCGCGGUGUGGAAUCCCUGGAGAAGUACAUGCACGGCGUGGACACGGACUUAGACAAGAAUGACUGCUCCAUCUGCUGUGAGAAGCUGAGUGAGGCAUCCAGCUACGGAGAGGGCAAGGCCGAGGCUCACGCUGUAGUGGAGCUGAACCGAUGUGGCCACCAGUUCCAUAAGUUGUGUCUGCUGGAGAUGUACCAUAGUAUACAUAAGGGUGGCGGGCUGCAGUGCCCAAGCUGUAAGACCAUCUAUGGGGAGAAGACCGGCAACUGUCCACCUGGUUACAUGCAGUGGAGACUUGUCCAGGACCUGACCCUGCCCGGUUAUGAAGGCUGUGGGGCCAUCUUGGUCUCCUAUCACAUCUCGCCUGGCAUCCAGGGUCCAGAUCACCCAAGUCCAGGACACAGUUUUACUGCCCGAGGAUUUCCUCGGCAAGGAUAUCUGCCCGACUGUGACAAGGGCAGAAAGGUCCUGAAACUGCUAAUGGAGGCUUUCCAGCGGCGUCUGAUGUUUACCAUAGCAACAUCCCACACGACAGGGGAGGCCAACACCGUCACCUGGAAUGAGAUCCACCACAAGACUGAACCUUACGGCAACCAUUCAGGUCACGGUUACCCGGAUCCGCAGUACCUGGACAACGUGCUGAUGGAACUGGCAGCCCACGGGGUCACAGAAGAUUGUCUCAGGUAG
This is a messenger RNA of Candidula unifasciata, 1944 nucleotides long. The record is from the annotation of a GenBank genome assembly. NCBI's taxonomy places the organism in Eukaryota, Metazoa, Mollusca, Gastropoda, Stylommatophora, Geomitridae.